AGUCUCACAAAGGAUUUGCAAGCGAAACGCAUUCAGCUUGUUUGGAAUCCUACCACCAUGACCGUAGCAUAUCCUGCAGAGCCACCUCAAAUGUUGAAGUCCACCUCUCCAUGAUGCAGCGAGUCCCUCAUCAUGAUGAUGCUCUGUUUUACAGUUACCGCUUCAGUUUUCUCCUGUCUGAGUCUGGGUUAACAGGAGCGCAGCCCAGUGUGACAUCAUAUUGUACUUGUUUCUGCCCAGCUCUGAAUCCGCCCUCCUCCAUAAUUCCAGAUCCAGCUGGGUGUGUAAUGCUGCAGAGCAGAGAUGGAAUGCGUGAUUCAAGUUACCAGUAGUUGUUUCAUUAUUCCACACAUCUUACACAUUUGUAUCAUUCCAAAGUAGGUGGCUGUGCACCCCGCUGUUAAACACAUUUGAGUAAAGAUGUCCGCAGCUCUAAGCUGGUGUACUAAAUAAAUAACCUGUCUGGUCUGUCAUGAGAAUAUGAAAGAGUCGUCCAAUGUUCUAUUGGUCUGAACCGCUUUACUUGACUCUGAUUCAAGCAUUAAACCAAAUGUCUGAGUCAGGGGUCACCAACCUCUUCGUUCUUAGCCCAACUGACUCCAGCUCAUAGUCACUGGCGUCCACUCGCUUCCCCUCCGCGCACCCUCCUCAGCAUCCCUCCCUCUGUAUAAAGCGGAGAAAUCCCGCCUACGUUGCAGACUGAGGACUUGUCUCCUGCGCUCCAGAGAUGACCGACCCUGUGGUCACAUCCACAAACUUGAUCAAGAGAGCCAUUUCUGAGUGAAGUUUUUGUAAAACUGAUUUUUAAUCCUUAAAUCCAAGACCGCAGGGAGUUGAAGAAGAUGCUAUCCAGCGUCCGUCGGCACAGCCUCCGCCUGCAGUCAGAGCUGCACCGCUGGAGCAUCUGCGACCCCGGAAACCACCGGCUGCAGGACGGGCUCCUGGCACGGGUGCCCGCCUGUAUUGCCCGUUCCAGGUCCUGCACUAGCACCACGGGGGACUUGGACGGCACUCGCACUUGCUGGUCGUCCUCGGACUCGGUCAUUUCUUCCGGAGAGGUAGCCGGACCCGAGAGCCCGUACAGGGUCGUUCUGCUCGGGGCGAGUGGAGUCGGCAAGACAGCCUUCGCUGGCAUCUUCUCCGGGGCGGCGGACAGCAUGGACAGCGACGACUGUGAGCUGUGUGGAGAUGAACUGUGUGAGAAGGAGAUUGAAGUCGAUGGCGAGCCGGCAACCGUCACUCUUGUGGACACGUGGGAUGUUGAAUCGGACGGCGAUUUGUCAGAGGAGCCUUGCAUCCAGAUCGGUGACGCGUACCUGCUGCUUUAUUCAAUUACAGACCGUGUUUCAUUCCUGCGUGCCUCCGAGCUACGUAUAUCCCUGCGCCGCCUGCGUCCUGCCCAACACACACCCAUCAUCCUGGUGGGCAACAAGUGUGACCUGGUGCGACGAAGAGAGGUGUCCACGAGUGAGGGUCGAGCCUGUGCCGCUGUGUUUGACUGCAAGUUCAUCGAAACAUCCGCAGCCAUGCAGCACAACGUGUGGGAGGCUUUUCACGGCGUUAUUAGACAGCUACGUCUUCGCCGAGACUCCUGCAAGCGACGCAGGCAUUCCACAUUAAACAAGCGCAGAGAGAGCCUGCCUCUGAAGGCCAAACGCUUUUUGGACAAGAUGGUGGCGAAGAACAACCCGUGUGUUGCAUUCUGGGUCAAGUCCAAGUCCUGUCAUGACCUCACUGUUCUGUAGGACGUUUUGAUUGAAAACAUUCAAUGAUGGACCUGCAACUCUCCGUGCCAGAUUUUUACCUUGAAAAAAUAGCAUUUGUUGUAGUUGUUUUUUUCUUCUUUGCAUCCAUUUGUUACAAACAGGUUUGGUUUUCAAAAUUCAAAACAUUGAUAUUACAUAAGACACAAAUAAAUGGGAAAAAAUGUUUUGUAAUUUCCUUUUACCCCCCACAAUGAACUAGGUGCACUAUAUUUUGAAUGGAAAAUGAAUUGUACACAAAACAAUAACUGUCAAAAGUCGAUUCAUAAGCAGACUUGAAUGAAUGCUCAAGGUUUUGUCAUGGAAAUGAAGUUGGAGCUGCCAAGUAAUAAAAUUCUCCCACAAAUAUCUGCUGAAACAAACCAAAAGGUGUCAGUCACACCAGCAUCUUUCAGCUGAUGUUUAAACAAGAAAUGUGGAGGAAGACGAAUAUUUUUUUUUUCAAAUUUUCAAAGUGCGGUACUUAUGUAACUACACAAGCUGCUUGAAUCUUGCUUCUGUGGCAGUGUUUUGAUGUUGUUGAUUUUAAUAAAUGGGCAGAGGACUGUCCUGUCAUGUGGGUCUGACUGACAUUCACAACAUGGAUGACUCAGCAGCAACACAAAAGAGAACACUUGCUCAACAGCUGCAGUGCUAGCAGGAGAUGAGUCACUCUCAUGCUGUGAAGGAGUUGAAGUGACAAAAUAUGCUUCCGGGAGUAGAUAUGUAUUGAAACAUAUAGAUAUGUUUGAUGGUGUUUUGGCUGAAAUACAUUUGACUUCAGUCUCCUUCAACUUGCUCUGGUAAAAUACCAGAGGUAUUCUAAAAAAUCAUCAUCAGUAAUCUCUGCCUUGUCUUCAAGUUGUCCGGAGAGUAUCGUAGAUAACUGGCCAUAGUGCACCCUGAGUGUCCGCUAUUUUCUUGUAGAAUAAAAAGGAACACUUGCAUGUUUACUGUUGGCUGUGAAGCGUGUGUAACGCCUUGUUCAUGAAAGCUUUAGUGUUCAUCCCUUUGUAUCUGAGCUGACUUCAGAUGACUCCUUAUUUUUGGUUCUGAUAGAGAAAUAAGGUGUGUUCAGCUCGCGACCCGAGUCUUGUCCACCUGAUGACGGCUACUUUAAGACAUGCUUCUUCGUGGGUCACAACUCAGCUGUUUCCAUGUCACGCCUCAAGCUGAGUAGGAGAAACAGGACAUGGGAAGGCUGCACAGCAGGGGCCAGUGGAACCCGAGACAAAGUCCACAGUGUGAAGAGCCCCGCAAUGAUGACUUUAUCUGAUACUCAUUGAUUACUGUCACUCUCGAGUCGGCUCUGGAACUACUACAAGUCGGAACAACUCAGUAAUGCGGCGGCCUAAUUGGCUUCUCUCAAAGCCGAGUCAUCAUCAUAACUCUUUUAACAUGGGCUCAGGGUACGAAGCAUGGGAAACAUGAGACGUUCCACUCAGUCACAAAUGUGUAGCUCACAUCUUAGUAAAUCUCACACCCUACAAUAGUGGGGCGCUCUUUAGACCUUCCAAUACCUUAAAGGCCUUGCUGUUGUCUGCUGACUCUUAUCAGCAGGAUUCAUGCUACAAGUCAAAGUCCUGAGUCCUGGACUGAGCCUAUGUACCAGAUAAUCAUCUCUUAUUGCUACAAUAAUGACACAUCUGGGUUGGAUCUUUCAGUGUUUAUUAGUUCUUGACCGAUUUAUGCUUCAUAACCUUGUGCUGUUCUUCCUGCCUUUCCCUCUCCUUCUCUCUCAUUGGCUGCCUGUGAGUAGACAAUCAUUAGAUUCAAUAAAACAUUAGUGGUUAGCAUGGUUAAAGUUUGACCGGAGAACUCUUCCGGCUUGCAGGAUCUUGGGAGUCAGUCUCUUCUGACUCCUCCGGUGAGGUAAGACUCUAUGACUUUCUGGUUCAAUCUUAAAUCAUCUCAAAUGUUGUGAUCAGAAUGUGAAGAACACAAUGUACCUCGCUGGGAUAGUAAGUUUUAUAUUUGACGCCGGCAGUGCUUCUGAACGUCUGUCUUUUGGUGUAGCUGUUUGACUUUGAAGGGUCAUGAGUUGGAACUUGGAUCUAAUGGUGGACCUCAAACCAGAACUCACGUAUCUACCGAAAUGUUGAGCUUUAUUGUGACAUUCCCUUCCAAGAAGACAUUUGUUAAAUAUUUGAAGUCGUAAACGUGCAUGUGUCUUACUGUGCAGGCCAAAACUAAAUAAAUAAAAAUGCCUGUUCUCAUGAUGAAUGAUUAUUUGAUUUGGUCAGAACAAUACCCAUUCCUAUGUUUAU
Molecule: messenger RNA, 4009 nt
Organism: Synchiropus splendidus (mandarinfish)
Lineage: Eukaryota; Metazoa; Chordata; Actinopteri; Syngnathiformes; Callionymidae
Gene: gem
Product: GTP binding protein overexpressed in skeletal muscle
Exons: 4
Coding region: 843-1745 (300 amino acids)
Biological process (GO): negative regulation of high voltage-gated calcium channel activity
Cellular component (GO): plasma membrane
Molecular function (GO): GTP binding; calcium channel regulator activity; GTPase activity
Source: RefSeq, a predicted model, not a curated record